Messenger RNA from Oenanthe melanoleuca, 1494 nucleotides. It is a transcript of the gene DOK2, whose product is annotated as docking protein 2. The coding region runs from base 42 to 1439 and encodes 465 amino acids. Gene Ontology annotation, biological process: positive regulation of MAPK cascade; cell surface receptor protein tyrosine kinase signaling pathway. The record is from RefSeq and is a predicted model, not a curated record. Lineage: Eukaryota; Metazoa; Chordata; Aves; Passeriformes; Muscicapidae. The transcript has 5 exons. Gene Ontology annotation, cellular component: cytoplasm.
CUCGGACACUCAGGACGCCCGGACACGCGGGAUAUUCUGGGAUGGAGGAGGCGGUGGUGAAGCAGGGCGAGAUUUACCUGCAGCUCCAGCAAACCUUCGGGAAGAAGUGGAAGCGCUGCUGGGCCGUGCUGUACCGGGACACCGCGCGCUCCUCGGCGCGCCUGGAGCUGCGGGAGGGCGCGGAGCGGCCGCGCCGAACCGAACCGGGCCGGCGGCUCGUGCGGCUCCGCGACUGCGUGCGGGUGGCGGCGGCGGGAGAGGGCCCCUGCCCCCGGGACACCGUCCCGUUCCUGCUGGAGACCGCCGAGCGCCGGCUGCUGCUGGCCGCGGAGAGCAGCCAGGCGGAGGAGUGGGUCCAGCGGCUGUGCGAGCUGGCGUUCCCGAGGAGCCAGGAGGAGCCGGCCGGGGCCAAGGAGGGCUCGCUGGGCACGGAGGGCGAGUUCUCCAUGGAGGAAAAUUCGCUGUACAGCUCACGGGACAGAGGCGGCCCGGAUCAGUCCUUCGAGGUGACAGUGCGGGUGACGCCCCCCUCGCAGCGCUGCCGGCUGCGCGGCCGCUGCAUCCUGCGGGCGGCCGAGGACGCGCUGGAGCUGCGGCAGCCGCAGAGCCUGGAGCUGCUGUGCCAGUGGCCCUACCGCUUCCUGCGCCGCUUCGGCCGCGACAAGGUCACCUUCUCCUUCGAGGCCGGCCGGCGCUGCGCCUCCGGAGAGGGAAACUUCGAGUUCGACACGCGGCAGGGCGACGAGAUCUUCGCGGCCAUCGAGGCGGCCAUCGAGCGGCAGCGGGGCCGGGGCGGCCCCACGGACGGAGCCCCGCGGCCGCCGCACCACGCGCGGACCCCGAGCGGGGCGCACGACGAGCCCGGGGGUCCCGCCGGGGAGGGGGUCCUGCCCGGAGCGGAGGGGAAGGGGGCGAAGGGCAAGGCGGGGGCGCCCCCCGGGGCCGCGGAGCCGCCUCGGGGCGCGGAUUUUCCCUACGCCGAGCCCCUGGAUUCGCUGCGCCGCGGGAACGCGCCGGGCGGGGAGGGAUGGAGAGCGGAGUGCGAGUACGCGGUGCCCUUCGACACCAUCGCCAAAUCCUUCCUGAGCCGCCAGCUCGGCCGCCCCCAGGAGCAGCCCCCGAGCGCCGGCAGGGACGCGGGGCCGCGCCCCACCGCCCCCAAGCCCGAGCACAUCUACGACGAGCCCGAGGGGCUCUCGGCGCUCUCGGUGUACGACGAGCCCGAGGAGGUGAAGGGCGAGGCCUGGAGGCUGCAGGCGGCCCCCGAGGAGCCCCCCGGGCUCGCGUGUCCCUACAACGCCCAGCGCGAUGACUACGCGGUGCCCAAGCGGCGCGGCCCGCGGCCCCAGCCCUUCCUGCUGCACGGCAGGGAGUGGCUCGGCGACAGCGACUACGACAACGUGGCCCUCAAGGUGGCCAGGAGCAGGAACCUGCAGUGAGCGGCGGGGGCGGCAGCAGGAGGGGACGCCCCAAAUCCUCCCGCUCGGACUUUAG